Molecule: messenger RNA, 852 nt
Organism: Rotaria socialis
Lineage: Eukaryota; Metazoa; Rotifera; Eurotatoria; Philodinida; Philodinidae
Source: the annotation of a GenBank genome assembly
AUGCCAACAGCACCAAAACGACAACGCAGUUUUGUUACUUCAACCGUAGCCGAUGGACCAGGCUCCACUAGUGAACAUAGUAAACAAGUUCGAAUUGUUAGAACUCAAAGUCGAUUACGCAUGCUAGUUGAACAAUUGCCGAACGGACGAAAACGUUUACAUUUAAAAGGUAUUGAUACCAUUGCCAUACCAACGGAGUUAUACGAAUUAACCGAUUUGGACAUUCUUGAUGUAACACCUGAAUCUAAAUCCGGAAUGAAUUAUACAUUAUCGCGUGUUCCAGCUGAUUUUCGUUUCUUAAUUAAUCUUAAAUGUUUACAUUUAGACAAUAAUAAUAUUGUUUCUUUUCCGGCGGAAAUAGGUGAAUUACCUCAUUUAGAAACGUUAACAGUAAGUAAUAAUCAUUUAACAGCAUUACCUGAUCAAAUACGUCAAUUGCAACGUUUGCAAUCAUGUCAUUUAUCAAACAAUAAAUUUGAAGAAGUGCCAUCAUGUCUAUGCUAUUUAUCGAAAUCGUUAUUAUUUCUUGAUCUAUCUUAUAAUUAUCUACGACAAAUACCAUCAAGUAUUCACAAUCUGAAACAAUUACGUACAUUAUUAUUACUUGGCAAUCGUAUUAAAACUUUACCAGAUUCAGUAUGUCAACUAUCGAAACUAGAAACAUUAUGGCUUGGUGAUAAUAAACUGACAGAAUUACCAAAAAGUUUUCCACAACUGAAACAUCUUGAUUGGCAUCAUCAUUGCGAAUUAUCAUCGAAUUUUGAAGGAAAUCCAUUAGUAAAUCCGCCAUUAGACGUUUGCCGAAAAGGAAUGGACGCUAUCGAACAAUAUUUAAAGAAGACACCGAAAUAG